AUGGCUUUCCAAAGUUUGGUUAAUGGAGCGGAAUGCUCCACUGGGUCAAACCCAUUGUCUCAAUUCAUGAAAGGUGUUAACGAAGACCCCUCAUUGCGCAAAGAAGCCUUUUUGCCAGGUCCCGAACAAGGAGGCUCUAGUGCGUUCCGUACGCGAAGACCUACCCAACCCCCUUCUGAUCAGUUUGCUGAAGAGUUUCUAAACCAACACCAAGAAGAUUUUGGCCCUCAACCUUUAGUUGGGCCAGCUCAACCUGGUCCUUUAAUAUUGAAAGAACAUGGUCCAGAAUUUACUGGGCUUAGCGUUGGAGGUUGGGCUACUGAAUUCUCGAAUCAAACUAAUCACGCGCGACAAUGGGAACUGGGCAAAGCUGAGGAGGCAGAAAUGGAAGAAGCUUUUAAAAGGAUGAAUAUGCAAUCAACUUGGCAAGCAGAAUUUCUCGAAAGACCGCAACUGCCAAACGAUCAGAUUGCCGAACAUCCGCCCGAAUUCGAAGCAGUAUUUCAAAAAAAUUUCGAUUGGGCUAGCGAAUUCGCACUAAAACAAGACAAAGGAAAAGCAAAAAUAGUCGAGUUGGACGAUGCAUCAUGGGAAGCAGAAUUCGUAGAGGCACAUCGCCAAGCUGAAGAAACACACCAAGAUAAAGAAAUUGACGAGGCGCUUUCCGCCGAAGAAAACAAAUUAUUCGAACACGUAUGGAAUAAUGUGCGAGAAAACAUUGGCGGAGAAACAGAGUUUGCCGAAUUUGAUGAAAAUAAUACUGCUGGUGGUCGUAUUGAUAUUGGCGAUUAUACUUUUGAGCCGGAGAAUCCGUAUUCUGCAGUGGCUGAUCCUUUACAGGAAGGGAUUAAUAUUGUGCAGGAUGGUGGAUCAUUGUCGGAAGCGGCCUUAGCUUUUGAAGCUGCUGUGAGAAAAGAUCCCAAUAGCUCAGAAGCCUGGACUUGGUUAGGAAACACACAAGCCCAAAAUGAAAAAGAGGAACCAGCUAUCAGGGCAUUGGAAAAGGCUAUUGAAAUUGAUGGAACUAAUUUGGAAGCUUUAAUGAGUCUCGCAGUAAGUUAUACAAAUGAAAAUUACGAACAACAAUCGUAUCUUACUCUAGAGCGUUGGAUGACGGCUAAAUAUCCAGAAAUAGUUACGUCGUCGGCCCCGAUGGAUACUGUACAUGACACACAUUCACGCGUCACAGAACUAUUCCUUCGAGCUGCACGAAACGCUCCUGAUGGUCAACAAAUGGAUCCAGACGUGCAAGUUGGCUUAGGAGUUCUCUUUUAUGGAAGCGGUGAUUAUAGCAAGGCCAUCGAUUGUUUCGUAUCAGCUUUGAAUAAUCGGCCAAAGGAUUAUCUUUUAUGGAACCGAUUGGGCGCCACUUUGGCAAAUUCAGGACAAUCUGAAAAAGCUAUCGAAGCGUAUCACAAAGCACUGGAUAUAAAACCUACAUUUGUUCGCGCUCGCUACAAUCUCGGUGUCAGCUGUAUCAAUAUCGGAUGUUAUCGCGAGGCAGCCGAACAUCUGUUGGGCGCGUUGAGUAUGCAUCAGACCAGUCGCGAAGACGUUAACGUUAGCAAUAGUCUAAGAGACACUUUGCGAAGGACAUUUAUAAUGAUGGACCGACGUGAAUUGGCUGAUAAAGUUCUCAGUGGAUUGGAUGUGGACCAAUUCCGUAAUGAAUUUGAUUUCUAA
Ambispora gerdemannii is the source of this 1683-nucleotide messenger RNA. NCBI's taxonomy places the organism in Eukaryota, Fungi, Glomeromycota, Glomeromycetes, Archaeosporales, Ambisporaceae. The record is from the annotation of a GenBank genome assembly.